AUGCCAGUUGUACAGAUAGAUGUGUCCACUGCGAAUGCAAGCAAACAGUCACAUUUACGACCUGAUGGAGCAAUCGUUCCGGUGGUACAGGAUGAGUCUCUCGAGCAGCACCAGUCAGUCAGCAGCAAGAGGACAGAACCUGGCAAUGUAGUCGAGUCACAUGAUUCUUGCUAUUCGAGCUGUUCGGAAGAAUCGCAUAGCUCGUCAUCGCGAGAACCAUUGGAUAGUAUCGCGAAGGGAAUCGCACAGCUGAGCACAUCUAGUACAGAAUCUAAUUCAGCAGAUUCCGGAUUUGAGCAGCAGCACCCUUCAAAACAUAGAUUUCUUCAGAAUGUAGAUUUCGUAACACGACUCGGAUAUUCUGUACAACAGUUGGAAACUGUCCUUGGAAAGCUUGGAAUGAAUGUCAGAAAGGAUCAAAUACUUGAUGAGCUGAUCAAGUUUGGGCCUGGAAUGGUGGAUCAAGGUUCGAAAGUGGUUGAAAGUAAGUCACCAAACACACUCACCACAGAACUUCGCAGCAUCGUUAUCGAUGGUUCUAAUAUCGCUAUGACAUACGGCCGCAAAGAGGUAUUUUCUUGUCGUGGUAUACGUGAAUGUGUGCAGUUUUUCCGUAAUCGCGGUCAUACAGACGUAAUUGUUUUCGUUCCUCAAUUUCGGCGUGAAAUAGCCCGUUCAGAUUGUCCAAUUACCGAUCAAUAUAUACUUUUCGAAUUAGAAAAGGAAAAUGUCUUAAUAUGGACACCAUCGCGUCGCAUCAAUGGUCGCCGAAUUGUAUGUCAUGAUGACCGGUAUAUCCUGAAAACAGCGGAAGAGAAGGAUGCAGUAAUAGUAAGUAAUGAUGAGUAUCGAGAUUUAAUCAAGGAAAAUCCACAAUAUCGAAAACUAGUCGAUGAAAGGCUUUUAAUGUAUUCAUUCGUUGAUGGCAGAUUUAUGCCACCCGAUGACCCACUUGGAAGACAUGGACCAAAGUUAACAAAGUUCUUAACGAAGGGAAAUCGACAGUCUCAAUCCCAAAUUUGUCCAUAUGCGCGGCGAUGCACUUACGGGAAUAAAUGCAAAUAUUAUCAUCCGGAAAGACCAAACGGUAUUCGUGUUAGUGUUACGGAUCGGUUGAUGAAAGAAAAACGAAGGCAGUUCCAUCCUAUCUAUUUAUCCCAACCAAAGACAAUUCUUUGUCAAUGUAUGGAUCAUUCGACACAAAAUUUGAAUAUACCAAUUUCAGAGAAGAUGAUUGUAUGUGAGAACGAUAAGAAGCUGAUGCAGAACUCACCGAAUCAUCAUGAGAAGGACGCGACACAAUCUCUAUCUCCUAUACCGUCAUCUCAACUUUCUGUUUUUAGCGUUCAACAAACCGCCAUUCCAUUUCUACCAUUAUCAGUUGAUCGGAUUCAUCAAAUUCGAGAACAGCACUGCUUCACCCCAUCGAACGACCCUCGGAAAGUAACAAAUUCGAAGCGUUCCCUACCUUUGACUCCUCUAAUAAGAUGUAAUCACUCUGCAACAAAUGUAACUCAUUAUUAUACAACGGUACUUCCUUCACCCUAUCCAUGCAUCAAUUCAUUAAAUUCAUAUCACAACGAUCUAUCUCCCGACUUAUGCGGUUUAUCGCUACCGCAGCAUUUUGUACGAAAUCCGGAUACUUUAAGCGACGCAUGUGAAACCCGAACCAUCACACCUCCACAUUUUCUUACUCCAUCAUCUGAACCAACUUGUCCAGAGGUAAUAAACGAACGACAUCGAUUACAAAAUAUAUUGUGUCAGCUGUUUCCGAAGCAGAUCGUAUUGACUGUAAUGAAAGCGUUUCCGUAUGAAAACAACCCACGAGAGCUUUGCUCAUUGAUCAUAGCAGAACUUCAGAAAGAUGAUGGUGAUAGAUUACCAGACAACUUGCUGGCUAUUCCGUAG
Brugia malayi is the source of this 1908-nucleotide messenger RNA. RefSeq lists its product as uncharacterized. Gene Ontology annotation, molecular function: mRNA binding; RNA endonuclease activity; metal ion binding. Bases 1 to 1908 code for a protein of 635 amino acids. Lineage: Eukaryota; Metazoa; Nematoda; Chromadorea; Rhabditida; Onchocercidae. The transcript is spliced from 11 exons. The record is from RefSeq and is a predicted model, not a curated record. Gene Ontology annotation, cellular component: cytoplasmic ribonucleoprotein granule; nucleus.